AUGAGUUUCUCGUUGGAAUACAGUGUCUUCUUAUUCGUGUUGGUCGCUGUUACAGUUGUCAAUGGAUGCCGCUUGGACCCCAAUUUGCUGGUGGAGAAUUAUGAAAGUAAGGCCUUAGAUUUUCAAUCGUUUUGCAUAAAGGAAUGGUGGACUUUUGAGUUUUGUAAGUGUUCUAGGAUGCUCAGGUUUUAAGAAGCUUAGAAAACCGUAGUAAAAGCUGUGAUCUUCAACGCUUGAAUUUGAGCUCCUCAACAAUUCCGGAUGUAUUUUUCUAACAUGGCUCAUUUCCAGGUCACUUGGAGAACGCGAGUCUUGAACUGAACGUUCCGGAAUUCUACCAACAACUCACUUCGGCAUCAGUUGAAUUCAACACCUCAACAGAUCCCACCGAACUUGGUGAAGUCAUGUUUAACAACUGGUACACAUUUGAGAAGGUUUACCGAAGCGCUUUGGACAAAGGAGGCCUUCCCAGUAACUUGAUCGACUUUGCAGUUACGGUAGGUGUACCUUGAAGGCCCCCCGUUAAUCUUGUUUUGUCAUAGUUUCGAUAGAAUUGGAUGAGUAUCAAACUCAAUCAACAGAUGAGCGAUUUGAUUACUGUGUCGCGUUGAUUAACUCAAUCUUUUUUUUGCAGGAGGCUCGUCUGUAUUGCCUGGUACGUUCAGCACAAGCGCAAGACAAGAUCGAUGCGAAGCACAAGGACCUCUCAAUAAAUUACAAGAUCUUGUCCGAGGGCGAAAAGGCGAUCGUCGAAAGAGCUCUGCCUAAUGCCGCGGAAAUGGUCACAUCUCCGGAGAAUUGGAGAAAAUGA
This is a messenger RNA of Bursaphelenchus xylophilus (pine wood nematode), 811 nucleotides long. The record is from the annotation of a GenBank genome assembly. Lineage: Eukaryota; Metazoa; Nematoda; Chromadorea; Rhabditida; Aphelenchoididae.